AUGUUCAACGCAAGAUUGCCACUCUUACUCAGAACAUCGGGCCCCCGGACCCAACUCAGACUCUUCUCCCGCAACACAAGGGCCCUCAAUCAACAACAACCGCCAGCUCCUUCACAAUCAUCCGCGCCACGAAUCAUUAACCGUGUCGGCAAGUUCGCAUGGAAGUUCACCCUGUACGGCAUCCUGGCUGGAACGACAUACACCGUCUACUCCCUCUACAGAGAGACAAACCCAUACAACCAACUCCCACAAUCCACCACCUUCCCCAACGGGUCCAAGAGGAAAACAAUAGUCAUCCUCGGAUCAGGCUGGGGCUCCAUCUCCCUUUUGAAAACAUUGGAUACCUCGCUGUAUAACGUCGUUGUCGUGUCGCCAAGAAACUAUUUCCUUUUCACCCCAUUGUUACCCUCCACACCAAUGAGAACUAUUGAAUUGAAAUCCAUCACGGAACCAGUGAGAGCCAUCAUGAGACAGAGAAAGGGCGAAGUCACUUAUUAUGAAGCAACGGCAAAUGAUAUUGACAUUAAAAAUAAGAAAUUGACGUUGCAAACAACAUGUCAUGACGAUAACGAAAAUAUGCAAAGAGAAUUGCAAUUGGACUACGAUUAUUUGGUUGUCGGAAUCGGCGCGCAAUCUACAACUUUCAACAUCCCAGGUGUCUACGAAAAUGCAAAUUUCUUAAAGGAAAUUUCAGAUUCUGAAAAGAUUAGAUUAAAAGUCUUGAAAAACAUUGAAACGGCUUCAUUCUUGAAAAAGGAUGAUCCAGAGAGACAAAGAUUAUUGAAUUUCGUCGUCGUGGGAGGUGGCCCCACUGGUGUGGAAUUCGCAGCAGAAUUGAACGAUUACGUUUCACAAGAUUUGAAAAAAUGGUUGCCUGAUAUUAGUAAAGAUAUUAAAGUCACCCUAGUGGAAGCAUUACCAAAUAUUUUAAACAUGUUUGAAAAAUCUUUAAUCGAUUAUACACAAACAUUCCUACAAAAGGAAAAUAUAGACUUGAAAUUGAAAACAAUGGUCCAAUCAGUGGAUGAAAAUAUCGUCACAGCAAAGAUGGAUGGUAAAGAAGUGGAAAUCCCAUAUGGUGUAUUGGUUUGGGCUACAGGUAAUGCACCAACACAAUUGGCUAAAAAGAUGAUGAAUGAUUUAAAGGAGGAGCAAACUUCUCCCAGAGGACUUUUGAUUAAUGAUAGAUUACAAAUGCUUGGUGCGGAAGACUCCGUCUUUGCCAUUGGUGAUUGUACUUUCCAUCCAGGUUUGUUCCCCACCGCACAAGUGGCUCAUCAAGAAGGUGGAUACUUGGCUGAACAAUUUAAAUUACUUCACCAACUUGAUCAAUGUAAAUGGGAAAUGAAUACCGCCAACACGGACAAUACAAAGGAAUUGAACAAAUUGGAAAAUAAAUUGAACGAACCAUUCAAAUACAUUCAUAGAGGUACAUUAUCAUACAUUGGUGCAGAAAGAGCCAUCGUCGAACUAACCAUCGGUGAUAACAAAUUUAAAAUGCAUGGACCAUUCGCAUUUUGGUUUUGGAAAACUGUUUAUUUGAGCAUGUGUCUAUCAUUCAAGAAUAGAGCAUUGGUCGCAUUUGACUGGUGUAAGACUUAUUUCUUCGGUCGUGACUCCUCCGUCUAA
Molecule: messenger RNA, 1629 nt
Organism: Naumovozyma castellii
Lineage: Eukaryota; Fungi; Ascomycota; Saccharomycetes; Saccharomycetales; Saccharomycetaceae
Exons: 1
Coding region: 1-1629 (542 amino acids)
Source: RefSeq, a predicted model, not a curated record